Molecule: messenger RNA, 5375 nt
Organism: Xiphias gladius (swordfish)
Lineage: Eukaryota; Metazoa; Chordata; Actinopteri; Istiophoriformes; Xiphiidae
Gene: armc7
Product: armadillo repeat containing 7
Exons: 5
Coding region: 168-755 (195 amino acids)
Source: RefSeq, a predicted model, not a curated record
GUCGGCGCGUUUGCUGAUACAUUAUAAAAAUCGACUGAUUGCUGAGGGGGGACGCUUCAAUGAAUGAACAGCAGAGGGAAACACACCCACUGGCAGCUUGAGGGGACUGAGGUGCAAACGCUCCGGGCGGACAUGCGAUUUUUUUGAUAAAGUGAACACCGGAGCUGAUGCUAAAUAUGUGGAGGAAAGGCUCGGCUGAAGGCUCUGACCGGUUUGAAUAUUUACAAACUCUGGUGACUGAAUUUCAGGACACCGACAGUGAAGAGGCAAAGGAGCAAGUGCUGGCUAACCUGGCCAAUUUUGCGUACGACCCGAAGAACAUGGAGUAUCUGCGGGAGCUGCAAGUGACCGACCUCUUCUUGGACAUGCUGACUGAGGAGAAUGAGAACUUCGUGGAGUUUGGGAUGGGAGGGCUAUGUAACCUCAGUAUGGACCCCGAAUGCAGGGACAUCAUCCUGCAGAGCAGCGGGAUCGGCCUAGUCACCAACUGUCUGUCAAGCCAGAGGGAAGAGACAGUCCUGUCAGCCAUUACUACGCUCAUGAACCUCGCAGCGCCCUCGUCACGCUCAGAGAUCGCCGACCCGGCCAUCCUGCAGUGCAUGCUGCGCUUCUCCCUCUCGGAGAGCCCCCGACUGCGCAACCUGGCCGCCGUCUUUCUGCAGGACUGCUGCACCCAGGAGCAGGUGGCCCGGGCGGAGCAGCAGAUGCAGGGACAGCAGACGGCCGUCGGGAUCCCGCUGCCGAAGGACGGCUGAGGUUGUUUUCUUUUUUUUGUUUUUGGUACAUAAGUGGAUAUGUUUGCUCUCUGUGAGAGCAUCUAAAAAUGUCUGCGGCCGGUGAGUUGGCCAAAAACCCUGUGGACACCCAAACAUCACAUCUAUAUAUGAUUGUUCAGAGCCUUUUUGUCAAAUGUUACAAUACAUUUGUGAGACAGAGAAAGUGUAAAAAAAGUGCUAAAGUGUAGUGAGGUGCAAGUGGCUGCAACGCUAAUCUGGUCACAACCUGUCAGUCGAACUGGGAAAACCGCAUUUGGUUAAUUACACCUGGAGCCUGACUUAUGAUGAUCUUUGUCUUCCUGUGCACUUUUAUUCCCUUUUUAAAUAUGAAUUGAACCUGUAGUCUAGGGGUAUGAUUCUCGCUUUGGGCGCGAGGGGCCCCGGGUUGUGCUUUUUCUUACCACAUGAGGGAGACUGGGUAGUUCUUGUCAAACUGAAGGGUUCUUUUGAUACCAUCAGCUAUUGUCAAUACACAGUGUGAGUGCUUGAGAGAUUGAUGUAGUUUAUUACUAAUAGCAAGAAAACAUCAAAUUUUGUUGACUUCCAAACAAUUUGGCAAAAAAAAGGCAUUGGGAGAGAAGUGACAAAAUCUUGCUUGUAAAAACAGGCUCACCCUCUGCAGUAUUAAUGUCGCUACCUAUUUUUCCCCAAAAAUGUACAUUCCUUUGGCUUUCAAGUGAUUUUCUAAGACCCGGGGCAGAUGUUGGGGCAUGUUGAAACCAACCGGUUGACUCUUGCGCUUGGCGCUCUCCUCCAGAAUACCAUGUCCUGAAAUGUUAAAUCCAAACCCAAAAUAUGUAAAAUAAAAAAUGCAAAAUAAACCUUGAGGUUCCUCUGUAAGAGCCAGGAGCCCCGUUUGUUUUCUUCUGGGCUCUCAAGAGCUAUUUCUGGGCCGAGUCCUUCAGGUCUAGACAGAGGACGACAUCCGAUCCUGCAGCCCAGCGUCAGGUGGAAUGCACAUGUAACCGAGUCAGACCCCAGAGGAAAUUCUUUACAGCUUUGACUGUGUGUGUCUGUGAUACUCGCUCAUUUCAAACACCACAGAGUUUUAAUUUUUAAUCAGUCUGUGCGUGUGUGUGUGUGUGUGUGUGUGUGUGUGUAUUUGAAUGGCAUUACAAGGGCUUAAGAGGCGUGCACCUGCCACCAAGAUCAAUAAAAAUACUUUCUUUCUUCCCGUAAAAAGAGAAACACCCAUGCCUGGUUUUAAUAAUGUGGUCCAAAGUUUAUUUCAAGCUGAUGUUAAAAAAAAAAAAAAAUUUUUAAAUCUUUCUGCAGUAUAAAAAGGAAGCACAGUGGUUCAAUAACAAGUUCUGCACUGAUCUUCCAUAUUCUAUAUGUAUGAUUGAACAAAGUGGCUCAGCAGCCCCACGAGACAUCUACUCAUUUCCCUCUAGUUCUGUAUCAUUGGCUCCACAUUUCUAUUAAAGCUAUACAAUUAUGCAGUUUUGUGUUAAAGGAUAAGUCUGGUGUUAUUCUAUAUAUUUCUUACUCUCAACAAAUCCCAUGAAAGGACCGAAAUCAACAUUACACUACUCCAUCUCUAAAAACUUUACAAACUUUCCCUAGGCCGCGUGUGACCAGCUGGUUCCACGUGAAGAUGUAAAUCCUUAAAAACCUGCUCACAAAUUCAUAGUUUCAUUUUUAUAAAACAGCUCAAUAACCUCCUGAAACAUCGGGUCACAGUUUGUUUUCUGUUUUUUUUUUAGCAGACGUUACUCAAACAGGUGUAAAAAAAAAAAAAAAUUGCAUUUGUUUGGGACUAUUUUCAACAGCGGAUGAAUACACGUUUUGUGCUCUAGCGAGUAAUUACAGCAGCAGGACGGUGUGUGUUUAUAAUACCUCAGGAUAAACUACAGGGGGUGUGUGUGUGUGUCUGUGUCUGUGUUUUCAUGGUAAUGAAGGUCGCCCAGUGCAACAGUGUUUUUGUAUACACAGACGAUACUUGUUUAUCAGAUCAAGUCAUUGUUGCUUUUGGUCUCCUCGUGCGAUUUGUUGAGAGCAAGAUAAAUACAUAACCUGAACCUUAUCCUUUAAUAAGCUGGUUGCAGGAGGAUACACGCAGCCAUUUUGCUCGCUAAGCAGCUUCGUACCCAUCUAUCACACGUCUGCAGAGGGCUCAGGCUGUCUGUUGUUGUUAUGUCUUCAGGCCUUUUAAGAAGCUCUGACAUACAGGUUCACUGUAUACAAGAAUUGAAUUCCCUCCAUGCACGAGCAGGGCCUCUCAUUUUCCCUUCUUCAGUCCCAGCUGCUUCUUGGCCUCCUCGCCUAGUUUGUGCUUCUGGAUCUGAGGAGAGAGAGAGAGAGAGAGAGAGACGUGCUGAGUCAGCAGAAAGUUUUUCCUCCAGGUUGUGAGUUGUGGUGAAUAAGACUGCUUUGGACGUAAUAAUGUGAAAGUGAUCAAGAUUUCGGAAAAAUAAACAACUGUAGAAGAAACGAGGAAUCGCAUCAGUCGUGUUACGGUUGAGCGAUAUGAUGAUAAAUUCUGCGAGACGAGGUCGGUCAGAGAUUUAGCUUUGCUCUUUUUACAUCCCUUCAAGGUCUGUGGUCGUAUGAGGGCAUUGUGGGUAAGACUGCACAUUAAUGAGCAGCGCCGCUUUAUGGCAAAAUCCGAUUUACGGGAUUUUUGUGUCGCGGUGGUGAAACGCCUUGACCUGUAGGGUAUUUAUCCCGCCAGAUUGGCCAAAAACAUCUGAACUGAACCAGAGAUCGAUUGUGUGAACUAGCUCUGCCAGGGUUCUCACAAGAACUAAAAAAUACGAUCGUAUCGCUCCUGGUUUGGCUUCCUUGCUCUGGGCUGCCUGUGGCCUUCACAAUUGAUUUUAAUUACUAGUUUUUCUCCCUACAUUGCUGACCUUCUCCCUCCCUACGCUCCGGCCCGUAGCCUGAUAUCUGUUGAUCAGAUCUGUUGAGCAGACUGGAGAUGGGGGGGGGUUAACGUUUACCGUCAGGGUUCCUAAACUGUGGAAUUGCCUUCCACUGGAAAUUAGACAAUCUGUGUCCUCUUUUAAAUCUCUACUAAAGUCUUAUUUUUGUAGAUCAGCUUUUAUUUAGUUUUACAUGGAUUUUUCAUUUUGUCAUCCUAGUUUAUGUAUUUAUUGUUUUCUUUACAUAUUUUCUCUUAUGUAUUUUAUUUUCUCCUGUGUGUUCAUCUUCUCAUGGUUUUUUGUCUUCUCUCGUGUCUGUAAACCACUUUAUAAACUUUAUAAAAUGUUAUUAUUAUCAUCAAUUUCCAGAAAAUCUGUUUUAUCGAGAUAGGUAUAUUGAUACCUCAAAAAAUUUAGGGCUGCAACUAAUGAUUGCUUUCAUUACUGAUUAUUGGAUUAAUUGUUGGGUCAAUAAAAUGUCAGAAAAAAUGGAAAUGCCCAUCACAAGUCCAUAGAGCCCAAACCGAUGUCUUUAAAUAGCUUGUUUUUUUCUGACCAACAGUCCCGAACCCAAAGAUUUUAAAUUUACAAUGACGACCUGGCUCUGUCCAAAGGCAACAAAAUCCACCUACCAGCACCUGUAAAGCUCACUGAUGGACACGUUACACUGCAUUUUGUCUGUUUUUUCCCUACAAAAAUACACGAACCCCCCAUAAGACCCACAAGCUGUCAUGUGUCCUUUUGUCUACGGCUCAAGCAAUCAAGAUAUGACACGUCAGUUAGUGAGCCUGACAGGUGCUGGUUGGUGGACCUUAUCAUCCCUGUUUCCAGUCUUUCUGCUAAGCUUCAUAUGUAGUGUACAGAUAUGAGGGUCGGUAUCGACCUCAUCUAACCUUCGGCAAGAAAGCAAAUAAGCCUAUUUCCCAAAAAAAGUCAAAGUCCUUCUUCAAAGUGACCGCACUGGCAGGGAUCUGUAGAUGUGCGGAUCACAUUACAUCCCCAGUGCUUUCUGAGAGGUGGGAUCCACGUCUCCUGGAAAUCCCUGCAGCCGAAAACCGCCGCGUUCAAGGGCAGCCUGCGGUGUCGUGGUGACACUGUCGGAAAUCCGCUUGACGGCUCCACUAGCCCGGGGGCAAACUAGUCUACAGGCUUUCAAGUGCGCGUCCUGUUGCUGUCCUGGAAAGCACUGUUAAUACUGAGCGGAUUAUUCCGGUGAAGUAAAGGAAACCGGACCGUAGGAGGCUGGUGGUCUGCCGCCCUUCUGGCUUCAUCUGAUAGGGCACGGUGUGCGUGCAGACGAGCUAAUAGCUGCCUUUCCCUCCUGUCUGGGGGCAUUCGGGGCAGGCCUGUUCAAACACAGCGCCAUGUCGACAGUAGAUUACUCUAAACGGCGUCCCGUGAGAGAAGCACAAGAGGGGAGUUGAUGUUUUUGUGUUGGACUUCGCCCCUGCCCAGUUUAUCAGAGAUUAUUUACAGGAGCUGCUAAGUAUAGUUCUGUUUUUUGGGUUUUGUUUUUUUUACGCUUUAUGCGUGUCAUCUUAAUAAACACAGUAAAAUAAACCUUGUUUGUCUGUCGUUCAUACAUUCAUAGGAAAAACCUGGAAGAGCAUGGAGCACUACAGGAGCUGAGCUGAGAAGUCAGGAUUUGGGAAAUUACCUUUCCAGUAACAGUGAGCGGAAAAUAAACAUUGGACGACACAGGACCCCCAGUCAACCCAAGGCAAGAACACAAAUU